UACUGUCAGCCACCUGUUAUUUCAUACAACCUGAAGGAGGGGAGGAAGUUUUUUUUCUGGGUCAGAUGAGCUCAUUUUUCCGGCAGACACGCUAACAACAAACCCACAUAACAUCAUAGCCAUCAUCGCCACGCAGGGGAGGAGGAUUUUUAAAUUUUUUUAAAAAAGUGUCUAAUUGUUGUAAAAAUGUUCCUAAAAUUAAAUAUUAAUUUCUCCAAACAGUGGAGGAUCUUUUUACAAACUGACAACAGUCUGCAAAAGUCACAGACUCUGGAAAGUUAAAACUGCACAGACAGUCCAGAGCUAAUCGGUGCGAACAGUUUGCAGACCUGUUGUUCAACUUGUUAAAGUUUUAGCGUUAGCAUUAGCUUAUGCUAGCCCGAUACAGAUGAUCAAAUCUGCUCGGGACAGCAACAAAAUCCACAGCUGUCAACGUGACAGAGGGGGCUUAGCAAUCAGUCUAUUAUGACUUAUUUCUUCUCAGACUCAACAUGUGUUGUUAGUCCUGUUUCACAAACUGACUACGACAAACAGAUGUUAGCUUUCGCAGGAGCCAGAAGCCUUUCUCAGCCAAUAAUUCUGAUAUUGAAACCAGCAAAAUGGAACCAUUUCUGAAUGUUCACUGCAGGUUUGACUUAUUACAUCAUCUUAACGUGGGAUCAACAGCGCAUUUUAAUUUUUACUGUGGCUCUUCAUGUGGUUUCAAGUGUCAGAGAAAGUUCGUGUGUGAAGCCACAAAAACUGCAACAAGGAAGCUGAGAGUCCACUUAUUAGAAACACACUCAGACGCAAACGCUCAGUCAGCCUGCAGGUGAUCAACCAGAAACUUCACAGAAAUCACAACGACUCUUUAACUUUUCAUCAAGACAAUGAAUGACUUUGAUCUGUCUCAAGCUUUAGACGGCUCAGACAACUUAGAUGAGACGAGAUUUGAACCCCGCUGCUGUAACAUGACGGAUGUCAAGGACAAGAUCUUCAGACUUGACGAGGGCCUGGACUUGGUGCUUUCCUGCAACCCAAUCACCAUGCAGAGUGUAGCUAACCUGCUGCUGGCCGUGAACAGGAUGAAAAAGUCCCUGCGUCGCAGUGACAGGAAGCUCGGGGAUGAUGAGCUCUGCUACGUCAUCAUGGACAGCCUGGUGAACGAAACGAUUGUCAAGACGACCGAGAACUUCUCCACGGGAGAGAAAAGAAAUAAAUUUGUGCGUGCGAACAGCGCGAAGUUGUGCAAUCUGUGCGACAUGUUGCAGAAAGACGUCGUCCACGGACCAGAAGAGCACAAACUGCAGGCCAUCACGCUGACAGGAGGACAAGCCGAACGCAAAGUGAAUUUUAAACUGUCGAGGUACAUGGGCGUCUGCGCCUCUUCCGACAAAGGUCAAACCGUUGUUCUGUCCAUCGCCAACAGCAAGUGGCACAUUUCCUGCUCCAUGAAAGAUGGCCGAGCUGUGCUCAACCUCGAGGAAUGCAGUGAUGAGCAGUUACAAACGAUCAGCGACUCUGAAAACAUGGACCGGUUCCUCUUCUACAAGAGGACCACUGGAAAAUCCCUCACCACCUUUGAGUCCGUUAAGUGCUGUGGUUGGUUCAUCAGCACGUCGUAUGAGGAUGAAAACCAGCCUGUGGAGAUGUGUCAAGCUGACGCUGUCGGACGUCUCGCCACCUUCAAACUCACUUAAAAAAUACUGCAGGGUUUAAGGCUCUGUGUACUGUUGGAAAGUAUCCACACGCACCACUAGAUGGAGCAAUUGUCUGAGAUGUUCCCUGAGCCUGCAGUGAUAAAUUCUGUGUUUGGUGAGGUGAACAUAUUAAAUGCUAAAAAUAUACUUUUUUGCUUAAAAAUGCUAAUUUUAUCUUCUUUGAUAGAAAAUGUUGUAACAGGAUAUUCCUCAAAACUACUACUGACGUAAUCUUACUAAAGUUAUUGGCUAUUAUUUUCCUUAAAUUCAAUUCAUUUCUAUAUUGUUUAUUAUCAAUAUUUGUUUUUUGUGUGUUGAUCUGUUUAGCUGAAAUAGGUGAUUUUUAGUUUUAAAGUGUAAUGGAGUAAAAAUGCUUUCUUCCUGUAAAAUACAUGUUAAUAUUUUCUAAAUAUUUUUGUGUUUUAUGUAUGAGAUCUGCCAUCUAAAUAUUGUAAGGCUUUAGAGAUGUCAUUUUGAUGUGUUGUUGAAUUGUCACCAUAGAAAUGGAGGGAAAAACCUGAAAUUGCUUGGAAUUAAUAUUAAACUGUAGUCUUGAUCCCAGGAUUUGAAUGAA
This is a messenger RNA of Scatophagus argus, 2253 nucleotides long. It is a transcript of the gene il1b, whose product is annotated as interleukin 1, beta. The coding region runs from base 870 to 1679 and encodes 269 amino acids. Lineage: Eukaryota; Metazoa; Chordata; Actinopteri; Scatophagidae. The transcript has 6 exons. Gene Ontology annotation, molecular function: cytokine activity. Gene Ontology annotation, biological process: positive regulation of gene expression; macrophage chemotaxis; neutrophil activation. The record is from RefSeq and is a predicted model, not a curated record.